AUUGUUGACAUUUGUUUUGAAGUUGAAUUUGAACAUCUGGUAGCUCUUUUCUUUUUGGGUUUUGCGUCGCCUCGUGGUUGUUGUGUGCGCAUUAAAUAUACCCGUUUAUUUCUUUUAUUUUUAUUUAAAAUACACGUGUAAAAUAAAAGAAAAUAUCCUUACAAAAUGAGUUUGUAUAAUUUUAAAAAAAUUAUGGUGGUUCCGCCAGCAAAGGACUUUAUCGAUAUUAUGCUGUCGAAGACCCAGCGUAAGACUCCUACUGUUGUACACAAAGGUUAUAAAAUCUCCCGUAUUCGUGCCUUCUACACCCGUAAAGUGAAAUUUACCCAACAGAAUUUCCACGACCGUCUUUCGCAGAUUAUUCAAGAUUUCCCCAAGCUAGAUGAUGUACAUCCUUUCUAUGCUGAUUUAAUGAAUGUUUUAUACGACAAAGAUCAUUACAAAUUGGCUUUGGGUCAAUUGAAUACAGCUCGUCAUUUAAUCGACAAUGUCGCUAAGGAUUAUGUCCGUUUGCUGAAGUAUGGUGAUUCGUUGUAUCGUUGUAAACAAUUGAAAAAGGCCGCUUUAGGUCGUAUGGCCACUAUUAUGAAGAGACAAGCUUCAAAUUUAACUUAUUUGGAACAAGUACGUCAGCAUUUGUCUCGUUUGCCUACUAUUGACCCCUAUUCGCGUACCAUCAUUAUUUGCGGUUUCCCUAACGUGGGUAAAUCUUCGUUUAUCAAUAAAAUCACCAGAGCUGAUGUUGAGGUUCAACCUUAUGCUUUCACUACCAAAUCUUUGUAUGUUGGUCACACUGAUUAUAAAUAUUUGAGAUGGCAGGUCAUUGAUACCCCCGGUAUUUUGGAUCAUCCUUUGGAAGAACGUAACGUCAUUGAAAUGCAGGCCAUUACUGCCUUGGCUCAUUUACGUGCUUGUGUACUUUACUUCAUGGACAUUUCAGAACAAUGUGGUCAUUCCUUGGAAGAACAAAUUAAAUUGUUUGAAAGUAUCAAACCUCUAUUCACCAACAAACCUUUGAUUCUGGCCAUCAACAAAAUUGAUAUUCUAGGUGUAGAAGAUUUGCCCGUCGAAAAGAGACAACUAAUUGAGAAAUUACAGGAAGAUAAGGCAGUACCAGUAAUGUUAAUGUCUACUGUACAAGAAACCGGUGUUAUGGAGGUCAAAAUGGAAGCCUGUGAACGUUUACUCUCCUACAGAGUAGAUCAAAAGAUGCGCACCAAGAAGGUAGACAAUAUCUUAAAUCGUUUGCAUGUGGCAAUGCCAGCUCCCAGAGAUGAUAAGGUUAGAGCUCCUUGCAUACCCGAACAGGCUUUGGCUAGAUUGGAAAAGAAUGCCGCCAAGGCUGAACGUAAACGUAAGUUGGAGAAGGAAAUCGAAGAAGAAAUGGGUGAUGAUUACACUUUGGAUUUGAAAAAGAACUACACCGAUAUACCCGAAGAAGAACGUUACGAUGUCAUACCUGAAUUCUGGCAAGGCCACAAUAUUGCCGAUUACAUUGAUCCUGAUAUCUUUGAUAAAUUGGAAGAACUCGAAAGAGCUGAGGGUAUACGUGAAGAAGGUGGUGUCUAUGACUUGCCUGAUAUGACUAUGGAUGAAACACUUAAAGAAAUUCGUGAAAUGGCCAAGAAAAUCCGCGAGAAACGUUUCUUAUUGCGCGACGAAAAGCGUCUACAGCCCCGCAAAAACAAACCCAUCAUACCCAGACACAAACAACCCAAAGUACGCGAUCGUUCUGUCUCCAAAUUGGUGGAGACCAUGGAAAAUCUUGGUGUCGAUAUGUCUGGCUCUUCCAAUGCCAACUUCACAAAAUCUGUGGUCGAUUUAAGACGUGGUCAAAUUGCUGUCGGUUCAAAGAAGGAGCUCAAGAAACCUUUAUUGGACAAAGAAUCCUCCGCUGUUGUUAAGAAGACCGGCCAGCCAUUGAAACGUAAACCAGCACGUGAUACCAUGGGCAUUAAGAAUACCGCCAUGAAGAAGAAGGCCCAAGUUAUGGCCAAGAAAGACAUUGCUAAGAAGGUGGGACGUUUGUGUCUUAAGGGUGAAGCUGAUCGUUUUAUUGGUACUAAAAUGCCCAAACAUUUGUAUGCGGGCAAGAGAGGCAGCGGUACGGCCGAUAGACGUUAAGUUUUACUACCACUUACUACACUACCAUCUAUGGGCGGGCACACUUCUUUAGUUAAUACGGGGGAAUAUCUAGAUAUUUUUUUAGAAAA
Lucilia sericata (common green bottle fly) is the source of this 2213-nucleotide messenger RNA. It is a transcript of the gene Non1, whose product is annotated as nucleolar GTP-binding protein 1. Gene Ontology annotation, biological process: ribosomal large subunit biogenesis. Gene Ontology annotation, molecular function: GTPase activity; GTP binding; RNA binding. Gene Ontology annotation, cellular component: nucleolus. The transcript is spliced from 4 exons. Bases 166 to 2124 code for a protein of 652 amino acids. Lineage: Eukaryota; Metazoa; Arthropoda; Insecta; Diptera; Calliphoridae. The record is from RefSeq and is a predicted model, not a curated record.